Messenger RNA from Plutella xylostella (diamondback moth), 1146 nucleotides. Its product is annotated as penta-EF-hand domain containing protein peflin. The record is from RefSeq and is a predicted model, not a curated record. Gene Ontology annotation, molecular function: calcium ion binding. Lineage: Eukaryota; Metazoa; Arthropoda; Insecta; Lepidoptera; Plutellidae.
UGUAAAUGCUGCCAACUUAAAGACAAAACAUAAACAAUCAUUGAUCAUAUUCUUUGGUGUAUUAUCCAAUUGAAUUAAUUAAAUAACUCAUGAAAUAUAAUCAUACAGUAGUUUGAUGUCGUAUUAAAAUACGCUAUUUGUGAUUUUGCCGAAAUUCGAACCAUUUACUGAAAUACAACUACAUUCCUCAAGGACCCAGACAUCGUAUUCAGUAUCACAUUGAAACCAGAACUUUUCUUGCUGAAAUGGCUUAUCAAGGAUACGGACAACCAGCUGGCUACGGCGGCGGGCCCCCGGGGCCUCAGCUGGAGAUGGGCCACGGGCCGUAUCCCUCGAUAGGGCCGGGCGGCUCGGUGUCCCCGCAGGUGCAGCAAUGGUUCCGCGCAGUCGACAAGGACCAGUCCGGGGCUAUCACUGCCAAUGAGCUGAAAGCGGCGCUCGUCAACGCGCAAGGGCAAACGUUUUCCGAAACUGCGUGUAACCUCAUGAUCGGGAUGUUCGACAAGGAUCGAUCUGGUACUAUAAAUGUAGAAGAAUUCGACAAGUUAUAUACGUACGUGAACCAAUGGCUAACGGUAUUUAAAACCUACGAUACUGAUCAAUCUGGCCACGUUGACGAACAGGAACUGACUAAAGCAUUUACACAAAUGGGGUUUCGCUUCACUCCGGAGUUCAUAAAGUUUUUGGUUAAACGUUGCGACCCAAAAGAAGGCAAGAUCUCAGUGGACCAGUUCAUUGUCCUCUGUGUCCAGAUACAACGUUUCACGGAAGCUUUCAGAGUGCGGGAUACGCAACAAAAUGGAACUGUCACUAUUGGAUUCGAGGACUUCCUGAAUGUGGCACUAAGUUGUUCCAUUUAAACUGGCGCCAUUCCCAAGUUUCCACUCCGUGUCAGAACUCUAAUGACUUAUCUGCAAAAGAAACAUAUUUUUAUUACGUGAGAAGAGUAUUACAAUGAAACACGAGUGUCAGAUUAUUUUCAUACAAGGCGUUUAGGUACUUGGCCGUGUUUGAUUUGCUUUGGCCCAGCUAUGGCCACCCAUACCAAUUAAUUGCAGUUACAAUAUUUGAUUUCUGAAUCUCGCUUUAAUUAAAAUACACCGCUGACUUUUUAUAUCAAUAAAUUGCUAUAUUUUUGAUAAAAUU